Molecule: messenger RNA, 3153 nt
Organism: Amorphotheca resinae ATCC 22711
Lineage: Eukaryota; Fungi; Ascomycota; Leotiomycetes; Helotiales; Amorphothecaceae
Exons: 6
Coding region: 161-3064 (967 amino acids)
Biological process (GO): protein import into nucleus
Cellular component (GO): cytoplasm; nuclear membrane
Molecular function (GO): small GTPase binding
Source: RefSeq, a predicted model, not a curated record
AACCGAUAAUCGACCCUCUACACUCCUUUUUUCGUCCUUUCAAACUCAAACACCUAUCAGAAAAGGACUGACGAUCAUUUUCUCGGUUGGUGCAUGCCUCUUCGGCGUAUUUAGACCUCACUCGCCCUCAUCCUCUACCCCACCUUCACGAAUGGUAGCCAUGGCUGCAAAUGGAAGCGGGCCUCAACAGGCGUUUGCGCCUGUUUUGACGGCCAUGUCAACCAUGCGCGAUGGACAGAGAGAACAAAAACAGGCGGCGCACUCGUACUUGGAGAAAUUUCAAAAGUCGACAGAGGCCUGGCAGAUCACAAUUGGAAUCUUGCAGUCUCAAGUUGAUGCUGAACAUCAGAUGUUUGCGGCUACAACUCUGAGAGGCAAGGUCACCUACGAUAUCCAACAAAUACCAGCAGGCGCAUUACCCGAACUUCGAGAUCAAAUUUUAGGGCUUUUGAAAGUUUUUGCAGCGGGCCCGCGACCUAUUCGAACUCAACUAUGUGUUUGCUUGGCCAUUUUAGCAAUACAAAUGAUAGGCUGGAAAGAUGUUGUGCAAACGAUUGUAUCAGCAUUGGGUAAUGAGGCUGAGAGCCAUGCCUGUAUCCUGGAGUUUUUGAAGGUUCUUCCCGAAGAAGUCACCGAAGGACGCAAGAUCAAUUUGACUGAAGAAGAGCUAUCUCAAAGAGCACAGGAGCUGUUGGGAGACAAUGCUAGCCUUGUUGUAGGGCUAUUGAUCAGCUAUGCUCAAUCAUCAGAUUCCGCGGCGACGAACCCCCAGCUUCUCGAAGUCAUAACAUCCUGGUUGCGAGAAGUGCCAGUAGGCGACAUUGUGAAUUCUCCUCUCUUGAAUAUCAUAUUUAACGCCCUGGACAACGAUCGAUCGUUUGAGGCUGCCACAGAUUGUUUAGUUGCAAUUUUCAAAGAAACUCGCGAUGUGGAUGAAUAUCUUUCUACGAUCCAGAUUCUAUUGCCUCGGAUUAUCGCUCUACGUCCUCGUAUUCAACAAGCAGCAGAACAGGAGGAUACAGAUCUAUACAAGGGUAUUACUCGUAUCUUCGCUGAAGCUGGCGAAGCCUGGGUAGUCCUCAUUGCACGUGAGCCAACAUCGUUCCGCCCUAUCGUUGAGGCCGUGUUGGAGUGUGCUGCCAGGGAUAUUGAUAGGGAUGCCAUCGCCUUGACGUUUAUCUUCUGGUAUGAGUUGAAAUUGUAUCUCAUCCUAGAAAGAUACAUUGAAGCUCGCAUGCAAUACGUGGAUAUCUAUUCAAAGCUUGUGGAUGUCAUGAUUAAGCAGCUAGAGUACCCAAGUCCGGAUGGCGCUAAUGAGGCUGACCUAUUUGAUGGAGAUCGGGAAGCAGAGGAGAAGUUCCGCGAGUUCCGACAUCAUAUGGGGGACGUCCUCAAGGAUUGCUGCGAGAUAAUGGGCGUCACAGAGUGUCUUUCGAAGGUCCUUGUAUGCAUCAAGACUUGGAUGGCUUCCUAUGCCAGCCAAGCAACUGAAAACUCCGUCCCCCACUGGCAGCAGCUCGAGGCACCUCUUUUCAGUAUGCGUGCAAUGGGACGCAUGGUGGACAAAGAUGAAGAUAUCAUCCUCCCGCAAAUUAUACCUUUGAUUGUUCAGAUACCCAACCACGAAAAAUUACGCUUCGCUACGAUCAUGGUACUUGGUCGAUAUACGGAAUGGACGUCAAACCACCCCGAAUUCUUGGAAAUUCAGUUUACGUACAUUGUAUCAUCCUUUGGAACGGAUUCCAAGGAAAUCGUACGCGCGGCUGCCAUGGCUAUGAAAUUCUUUUGUAGCGAUUGUAAACAUCUCCUUAGCGGGCAGGUGGUGCAGCUUCAAAACUUUUACGAUCAAACUCUGGAUAAAUUACCGGGUAUCAGUCAAGAUGAACUGACUGAAGGUGUUGCGUCUGUUGUGGCAGUCCAACCGCCUGCUCAAAUUUAUGACCUACUGAAACUCUAUUGCGAUCCGCUGAUGGCAAGACUGAUGACAAAAGCCAAUCUAGCUACGGACGAGGAUGGAAAACUUGCAGUUGCAGAUCAUCUGCAGUUGAUAACUUUCUUCGUCCAGCUUGUCACCCCUUAUGUGGAACCCGGUCAAGAGAAUCCAGCCGUCAAAUACUGCCAGGAAAUAUUCCCAGUCUUGUCGACCAUCCUAGAAUCAUUCAUCCAGUUUAUCCCGAUUUGUGAGCGAAUUUGUCGUUGCUGGCGAUACAUGGUUAUUUCAUACCGCACCGCCAUGGCACCUCUGCUACCCCAGAUGGCUAACAAGCUAGCCAGCGGCUUUGCUGUUUCAAAGCAGGGCUGUUUCCUCUGGGUCACAAGUGCAAUUUUACGGGAAUUCUCCGAGGAUCGAGAGCACGUCGAUGAGCAGACAACAGAAGCCAUCUAUGCAUUUUUCGAAGCGCAGUCAACCAAUAUGCUUCGAAUGAUGAGCAAUCUUCCACCGCAAGACUUGCCUGAUGUAAUUGAGGAUUUCUAUCGCCUCCUGAUAGAUGCGCUGCUCUAUUAUCCCCACAAGCUCGUUCGAUCAGAGUUGUUCUCACCUAUAUUCCAAGCUGCGAUCGCCGCUUUAGCUCUCGAGCAAAGAGAUCCCCUCUCGGCUUCUCUGCAUUACAUUCGAGAUGUCAUCGGUUAUGGUGGCGAUAAUCCUCCCAGCUCAAGCAGUAGUCCCAACCCCCCAGAAAUCCAGCACACUGUGCAAGAGCUCAUCCUCUCCAACGGGGAGCAACUUGUCAAAUCUAUCAUGGCAGGCAUGAUGAUUACCUUCCCCAACGACUGUUUUUCAGAUGGAAGUGGCGUUCUCCUCGGCCUCUUCGAGAUCAUGCCACAACAGACCACCGCCUGGGUCGACAAAACCGUCAGAAUGUUACCACCAGGUACAGUAAGCGAGAACGAAAUUGACCGCCUCUUGGCUGGUAUCCGGGACCGACUUUCGCUUGGACGCGAUGGUCUACGAAAGGUUCGCAGUCUUCUUCAGGACUUCACGAACAGCUAUCGCCGACGAUACGUCGCUCCUAGAGAUGGCCUUGGGGAUCUCGAAGCUACAAGAUUCCGGUUCAAUGGCUAGAUAUAUGAAUCGUUUAUGUCUCUUCCGGGUUUUGAUCAUUUCUUUCGUCUCCCCUCUUUUUGAUGCAUGGCAUAGCGGUGAUAGGCGGG